AUGGUGUUCCGAGGCAGUUAUCCAAGUCAGUACAUCACUUUACCUCAUGCGAUCUGCACAAACCUGCGAGCCUUCACUGUAAUGAUGUGGAUUCGCACGGCCAAAGUUGAUGGGACCAUACUGGCCUACACAACCCAGAAAUCUCGACAGACACUGGGCGAGACACUGAUUGCUAUCAGCAAUCCUGGAGCAUUGCAGGUCCACAUUCAAGGGUAUCGCUUUUUCUCCUCCGUCUCUGUGAAUGACGACCAUUGGCAUCAUUUGGCCGUCUCAUGGCAUGAGCACGGUGGCAUCCUCAAGAUCUACCUAGAUGGGCAGCUGAGACUGAUACGCAAGUCGGUGAGACCCGGUGCCAAGAUCCACAGUGGAGGGGAGUUCAUUCUGGGAGAGUUACGUAAUUCUGAAUUUGACAAACAGCUGAUUCUGUAA
This is a messenger RNA of Acanthaster planci (crown-of-thorns starfish), 429 nucleotides long. RefSeq lists its product as uncharacterized. The record is from RefSeq and is a predicted model, not a curated record. Gene Ontology annotation, molecular function: calcium ion binding. Gene Ontology annotation, cellular component: plasma membrane; protein-containing complex. NCBI's taxonomy places the organism in Eukaryota, Metazoa, Echinodermata, Asteroidea, Valvatida, Acanthasteridae. Gene Ontology annotation, biological process: establishment or maintenance of epithelial cell apical/basal polarity; heterophilic cell-cell adhesion.